Messenger RNA from Strongylocentrotus purpuratus (purple sea urchin), 3714 nucleotides. Its product is annotated as serine/threonine-protein phosphatase 6 regulatory ankyrin repeat subunit A-like. The record is from RefSeq and is a predicted model, not a curated record. Gene Ontology annotation, biological process: innate immune response. NCBI's taxonomy places the organism in Eukaryota, Metazoa, Echinodermata, Echinoidea, Camarodonta, Strongylocentrotidae. Bases 1 to 3714 code for a protein of 1237 amino acids. Gene Ontology annotation, molecular function: protein binding. The transcript is spliced from 6 exons. Gene Ontology annotation, cellular component: cytoplasm.
AUGAAGAAGGUGUGGACUCGUCUCCAUGAUGCAGCUGCAAGCGGGAACAUAGAAGUCAUGCAAUAUCUCAUUCAACGAGGUCAUGGUACAAACCGAUAUGAUGACAGGGGUUGCACACCACUCACUGCUGCAAUUAAAUAUGGUCAACUAACAGCUGUCAGAUAUCUCAUGACUAAAGGAGCAAAACAGAACAGAUAUAAUGGAUCAACCCCACUUCAUGAUGCAGCAUAUUAUGGUCAUUUAGAUAUCGUCGAAUUCUUGAUGUCCAAAGGAGCUGAUGUGGACGAAGAAAAUGACGACGGAAUGAUUCCUCUCCACGAUGCAGCUUCUGCAGGCCAAUUGAAGGUCAUGGAAUAUCUCAUUCAGCGAGGGUCUGAUGUUAACAAGGCAGAUGCCGACGGCUGGACACCUUUCAAUGCUGCAAUCCAAGAGGGUCAUCUAAAAGCUGUCAGAUAUCUCAUGACUCAAGGAGCAAAACAGAACAGAUAUAAUGGAUCAACCCCACUUUAUUGGGCAUCAUCUUGUGGUCAUCUAGAUAUCGUCAAGUUCUUGAUGUCCGAAGGAGCUGAUGUGGACGAAGAAGAUGACGACGGAAAGAUUCCUCUCCACGAUGCAGCUGGUGGAGGCCACUUGAAGGUCAUGGAAUAUCUCAUUCAGCGAGGGUCUGAUGUUAACAAGGCAGAUGCCGAGGACUUGACUGCAUUCCAUGCUACAAUCCUAGAGGGUCAUCCCAAAGUUGUCAGAUAUCUCAUGACUCAAGGAGCAAAACAGAACAGACAUGAUGGAUUAACCCCACUUUAUGGGGCAGCAUCUUGUGGUCAUCUAGAUAUCGUCAAAUUCUUGAUGUCCGAAGGAGCUGAUGUGAACGAAGAACAUGACGACGGAACGAUUCCUCUCCACGGUGCAGCUUUUGGAGGCCACUUGAAGGUCAUGGAAUAUCUCAUUCAGCGAGGGUCUGAUGUUAACAAGGCAGAUGCCGACGGCUGGACACCAUUCAAUGCUGCAGUCCAAGAGGGUGAUCUCAAAGCUGUCAGAUAUCUCAUGACUCAAGGAGCAAAACAGAACAGAUAUAAUGGAUCAACCCCACUUCAUGAAGCAGCAUCUUGUGGUCAUUUAGAUAUCGUCAAAUUCUUGAUGUCCGAAGGAGCUGAUGUGAACGAAGAACAUGACGACGGAGCGAUUCCUCUCCACGCUGCAGCUUUUGGAGGCCACUUGAAGGUCAUGGAAUAUCUCAUUCAGCGAGGGUCUGAUGUUAACAAGGCAGAUGCCGACGGCUGGACACCUUUUAAUGCUGCAAUCCAAGAGGGUCAUCUAAAAGAUGUCAGAUAUCUCAUGACUCAAGGAGCAAAACAGAACAGAUAUGAUGGAUCAACCCCACUUUAUUGGGCAGCAUAUUGUGGUCAUUUAGAUAUCGUCAAAUUCUUGAUGUCCGAAGGAGCUGAUGUGGACGAAGAAGAUGACGACGGAAAGAUUCCUCUCCACGGUGCAGCUUUUGAAGGCCACUUGAAUGUCAUGGAGUAUCUCAUUCAGCGAGGGUCUGAUGUUAACAAGGCAGAUGCCGACGGUUGGACACCAUUCAAUGCUGCAAUCCAAGAUGGUCAUCUAAAAGCUGUCAGAUAUCUCAUGGCUCAAGGAGCAAAACAGAACAGAUAUAAUGGAUCAACCCCACUUUAUUGGGCAGCAUCUUGUGGUCAUUUAGAUAUCGUCAAGUUCUUGAUGUCCGAAGGAGCUGAUGUGAACAAGGAAAGUGACGACGGAAUGAUUCCUCUCCACGGUGCAGCUUUUGAAGGCCACUUGAAUGUCAUGGAGUAUCUCAUUCAGCGAGGGACUGAUGUUAACAAGGCAGAUGCCGAGGGCUGGACACCACUCAAUGCUGCAAUCCAAUAUAGUCAUCUAACAGCUGCACAAAAAGGACACCAAGGCAUAGUCGAUUUCCUUACACCGAUUGAAGUAGACAUGAACUUGAAAUAUAUAAAUGGUUAUACGCCGCUCCAGGCAGCAGCGUACACAGGCCAUCCACGUGUAAUAGGAGGCAUCUCAACACGUAGGGAUGACCCAGGUAAGGGAGAAACAGGAGAUCCACAACUUGAAGACCACCAUAAUCUAAUAACAAGAAGAUAUAUGACGGUAUUACUGGAGGAUGCAGACACGCAUUCACGUACAGGAAAUUUAGCAUCCCAGGAAUCUCCUUCACCCUGUCCGAUGAAUGCUGGAAAUGAUCUAUCAAUCAACGAACCAUCAGAGAUUGAGAGCUUCCCUAAACACCCAUCAGAUGUCGUUCACCAAAAGUUGUAUGACGGAAACCCUGUCUCUACCUAUGGAACCUCCUCAAACCCAGUUCGGAAAAUCAGGACCAAGCGUCUAACAUCAGUUGACCGUUGUUCUUCAAUCCUGGGCCUCGUACAAACUUUCCUGCAGAUGAUCAUCUCAUGGGCCAUCAUUCUUGCUGGAAGUCCGGUUCUUGUAGCAGGCAUUGAUACCUCCGAACGGGUCACGCUACAAGCAGCAUAUUACGGUCAUUUAGACAUCGUAGAGUUCUUGAGAUCUCAGGGGAUAGAUGUGAACAAAGAAAACAAAAUAUGGCGAAUUCCACUCCAUGCUGCGGCUGCUAAUGGUCAUCUCGAUGUCACAAAGUACCUUAUUCAAGUCGGAUCUGAUAUUAAUAAAGAGGAUGAGAAAGGGUGGACACCAAUCCACACUGCGAUUCAAUACGGCCACGUGGAUGUCGUCGAGUAUCUCCUCUCCAAAGGAGGUAUCCCGACCAAAUAUUCCGGAAUGACCCCUCUCUACAUGGCGGCCCAAUAUGGUCAAUUAGAAGUAGUCAACUUCCUUAUUUCAAAGGGAUCUAAUGUAAAUGAAGAAUAUAUGAUAGGUCAGAUACCUCUUCACGCUGCGUGUACUAAUGGUCAUUUGGAAAUCAUCCACUCCCUCAUUUUAAACGGAUCGGACGUAAACAAGACAGACCACAGUGGCGCUACACCAUUACAUUCUGCAGUACACUGUGGCCACAUGGACAUCGUCAAGCAUCUGGUAACAAAAGGAGUUCACAAGAACAAGUUUGAGGGUAUGAACACCCUAUAUAUGGCAGCAUCUUACGGCCAUCUCGACAUCAUCAAAUUAUUUGUUUCACAUGGUUUUGAUGUGAACGAAGAAGAUAGUAAAGGUCGGAUUCCUCUCCACGCCGCGACUGCUAACGGCCACACUGCAGUCACCAGAUAUCUAACUGAACUUGGAUCUAACGUUAAUAAAAACGAUGGAAACGGUCGAAGUCCUUUCCAAGAAGCCAUUCAACGUGGCCACCUCGAAGUCGUCAAAUAUCUCCUAACACAAAGAGUUCACAAGAUUAAGGUUGAGGGUAUGAAGCCCCCAUAUAUGGCAGCACAUUACCGCCAUCUCAACAUCGUCAAAUUCUUUGUUUCACAUGGACUUGAUGUGAACGAAGAAAAUGGUAAAGGUCAGAUUCCACUCCACGCCGCGACUGAUAACGGUCACACUGAAGUCACCAGAUACCUCACUGAAGUGGGAUCUAACGUCAACAAGAAUGACAACAAUGGUUGGACAUCGUCCCUUAAACGCAACAUGGCGGCACCUACCUUUCCACUUCCAAUUAGGAGGCAACCAAGUGUACGUCGAACCAAGAAAAACGCUCAUCUCUCUUCACCCCGGACUGAUGGAAGGGAGCUACUGAUGGAAGAAAAUUUUAUAAAGAGGUAG